ACGGUUUGGAAAGCUGUCAGCCGACUAAAACCAUUUUCAACUCCGCCGGCUUUACUAUUUGACCAUUUCGUCAAACACCUCGUCUCCUCCAUCUUCCUCCCAUUCAUUCAAUCAGCCCUAAAUCUCCAACGCCUGAGAAGUUCAAGAUCUUUUAGCGGCUUUAAUUUGACGAUCGGUUCUUCGUCUGAUUUCCGCGAUGUCGAGGAUGUACGGAGGCGGAGGCGACUACAAUCAGAAGAUCGACUACGUGUUCAAGGUGGUGCUGAUCGGAGACUCGGCGGUCGGGAAGUCGCAGCUCCUGGCGCGGUUCUCUAGGAACGACUUCAGCAUCGACUCCAAGGCCACCAUCGGAGUCGAAUUCCAGACUCGGACGGUCGUCAUCGAUGACAAGAGCGUCAAGGCUCAGAUUUGGGACACCGCCGGCCAAGAGAGAUAUCGAGCAGUGACAAGUGCAUACUACAGAGGUGCACUGGGAGCAAUGCUGGUCUAUGACAUAACCAAACGUCAAACAUUCGACCAUAUUGCAAGGUGGUUAGAGGAGCUGCGUGGCCAUGCUGAUAAGAACCUUGUGAUCAUACUUGUGGGCAACAAGACUGACCUGGAGAGUGACAGAGAUGUGUCUACAGAGGAUGCCAAGGAGUAUGCUGAGAAGGAGAAUCUGUUCUUCAUUGAAACAUCCGCCCUCGAGUCAAUCAAUGUCGAGACAGCUUUCCUCAACAUCCUGACAGAGAUUUACCGGGUUGUCAGCAAAAAAUCUCUUGUCGCCAAUGAAGAAGCAGAAUCAGCUGGAAGUUCAUCCCUUCUCAAGGGAACUCAAAUUGUUCUCCCUGGGCCUGGACAGGAACCUGUAUCAGCUGGGAGUUCAUAUAGUUGCUGUAGAUCUUCAUAGAACGGAUUCUUCCCAGAAUUGGUUUUGCAGUCAUAUACCAGCAUAGGUGAAGCAUCUUCUGCUGCAUGAGAAUACAUCUCCAUCAUCUGAUGAUCUUUUUGGUUCAUAUUUAGGUUUUCUGUAUGUAACUCUAGGCUUUUCGGCCACGAUGAUGAUUCACAUGAAAUUGGUAGUUUUAAAUGUAAUAUGAUUGAUCAAUAGUCCACGUUUUUCUAGUCACGAAAAGGGUGAGUUGAACUCAGAACCUUGUGGUUACCAAACCAACUCCGCUGGGAAAUUGUCACCGAAGUAUGAUCUGAGCUGUAGAAUUUGUUCAUAUAGUCGUAUGUUUUCAAUCUUUCAUAUAUGAAUUAUAAAGCUUUCUUGAAA
Messenger RNA from Ipomoea triloba (trilobed morning glory), 1258 nucleotides. Its product is annotated as ras-related protein RGP1-like. The record is from RefSeq and is a predicted model, not a curated record. The coding region runs from base 197 to 889 and encodes 230 amino acids. Gene Ontology annotation, molecular function: GTPase activity; GTP binding. Lineage: Eukaryota; Viridiplantae; Streptophyta; Magnoliopsida; Solanales; Convolvulaceae. The transcript has 2 exons. Gene Ontology annotation, cellular component: endosome.